CAAUUUGCAUAUUGUAAAUUUAUUGGAGCCAAAUUCAUUGCAUAAAAAUUUCUUUUUAAUUCCAUAUGAUGCUUUUUGGGUAAACAAAUAUAAAAAAACAAAAACGAAGAAAAUAUUGUGACGAACGUGCAAAAAUUUAAUAAUUAUUUUAACUUACAUUACAAAAUAAGAAUAUUAAAUUAGCAUUCUAAAAUAAGAAAUUUUUAAGAAAGAUUACAUUCGGAAAUUCUUUUUAUAAUAAAAUCAUAAAAAAAUGAUGGCACUUGAUGGCAAAACAAUUAUCAAAGAAGAAAUUCCCGAUAAGGAAGUUUACGAAAUUACAGCAAAUAAUAACAAUCGCAGAAUAAAAUCUGCUAACGGUACCAAAGAUAAUUGCCGUACAACACCAGAUUCUCCUGAAAGUGCUCGUGCUAUUGCACCCCGCUCACCUAUGUCACCACAAAUACACCAUUCAUCGUCAUCAUCAUUGGCGCCCCCGUUACCAACACAAAGACCAACUCGUAAUUCUAGCUCAUCGCCAGUUGUAAAUGGCGCAACAACAACUCCACCACCUCCAUCGUCUCAAACACAACAGCAAACAAAUUCGAAUAGUAAUGGUAGUAAUAAUACAGGUGCUUUAAAUGGUCCUAUAGCUGGUGGUAAUGGUCCAAUAAGUGCCAGUGCGCUGACAUCAGCUUCAUUAUCACAUUUAGAACAAACAAGAGCAUUAUGUAAAAUACGAAGAUUUUUUGGUUCAUUGAUACAAUUUGGGCAAGAAGCCCACCCAGAAGCCAGUGAUAGAAUACGUGCUCUAGUUUUAUCGUUAGCUAGUGGAGGGAUUUCGAUUGAUGAGUUCCGUAUAACAUUACAAGAGGCUACAAAUUAUCCAUUUAGAUCAUAUGUUAUUCCGUUUUUAAAAAGUCACCUACCAUUAUUGCAAAGAGAAAUAACAACAUUAGCAAGAGCAAAUAACCAAACGACUUUACAAUAUGUUACCACAAAUGAUACAUGUGCAAUGGAAUUCACUCAAGGGCCACCUGAUCAUCCAGAUAUCUUUUUACCAAUUGAAACGGGACCAAGUCCUCUAGCAUUGAAUGGUAGUGCUGGAAAUGGUGGUAAUAGUAAUACAUCAAAUGGUGGACUUAGCGGUUUGGUGUUUAAACGUCGCCCAUCCGAUACAUUAUUGGAUCACCCACAUAAUGGUGGCGGAAGUAUACAAGAUUGGAACGAUUAUAUUUAUCCACCUACUGCAAAACGACAUUAUGCCGGUGAAGCGGGUCGGCCAAGUGGAGGCACUGUUCCUGGUGGUGGAAAUGCAGGUGGAGGAGGUGGCUCGAGUAAUAAUACUUCAAAUCCUGGUCAUGGUCCAACAACACAUAUAGGCUCAACAAAUCCAACAGUAAAUAGUAUUUUUAGCAGUCAGCAUUCAUCAUUAUUUGAAUACCAGCAUGCUGCAGCCGCAGCUGCUGCGGCGGUUAAUUCAUUUCAACGUUCUGUUGCUGAAAAUGAAAGUUUCGGUGCUCUUUUAGACAAGUCAUCUAGUCAUAGAAUUACUGAUGAAAGAGAUUUACGUAUUGGUGGUGGUGGUAGCAGUUUAAGUGGUAGCGGUGGUCUUGGUGGUAUUGGUAGUCUAACUGAAUCGCAAAGAAUUGCAGCAAAUCGAUUAAACAGUAGUGGCGGCGGAAGUGUUGUUGGGAAUAGCGUUGGAGGUGGUAACAGUAGUGGUGAAGAUGAAUGGAAAAAUAUUCAUACAAUGUUAAAUUGUAUAUCGGCAAUGGUAGAUAAGACAAAACGUGCUAUUACAAUAUUGCAACAACGCGGUGUUGAUCCUCAACAAUCAAAUACGUUAAUGAGUGGCAAUAGUGGUGGUAGUAUAAAUAAUAAUUAUUCAGCAGAAAUAGCUGCUGAAAUACGUCGUCAAACUGAAGAAAAAGUAGCAGAAUUAAAAAGAAAUGCUGAAGAAGCUGUUAAUCAGGUGAAACGGCAAGCUGUUGUAGAAAUUCAAAGGGCAGUUGCAGCUGCUGAAAGUCGUGCAGCUGAUAUAAUGGCACAAGAGAGACUUAAAAUGGAAAAAUUUUUUGUCGAUAUGACGAGACAUACAGGUGAUAAUAGAGAUGUUGAAAAUAAAUCUCCAUCGAUAACAACAGGGCAAAGUGCUUGCUGGAAUUGUGGGCGUAAAGCUAACGAAACAUGCUCAGGCUGUAAUAUGGCAAGAUAUUGUGGGGCAUUUUGUCAACACAAAGAUUGGGAACAUCAUCAUCAGAUUUGUGGUAAUACAAGAUCUGAUGUAACAACUGCCGGUUGCCCUCCAAAACAUUCAAGUGCAGUAGCUGUUGCGGCAGCUGCUGCUGCAGCUGUGGCAGCUGUAAGACAAGGACAAAUCGCACGGUCACCUCCUGUAGUAACAAACAGAGAUCGUGAUGUAACUACAACUGUAACACAAAAUUCUGUGAGUGCAAGCGGUGAUCGUAAUGCAGUCGUUAAUUCAACACAAUCUGCAUCAAAUAAUUCAAUUCAAAAUGGUGUUAAUUCUGGUAGUGGUAGUACUGGUUCAAUUGGUGGCUCAAAAUGACGUAUUCGUAUGAUGAAACCGAAGAAAAAAUAUUUGUGCUAGUCAAAUUAAACAAAAAUAAAACAAUAAAAAGGAUAAUAUUAAUGCAUAUUAAUCGAAAAAAACAAGAAAAGAAAAUUAAGUUUAAAAAUAAAUUAAAAAUAUUCUCUAAAUGUAUAUAUAUAUAUAUAUAUAAGUAUAUAUAUACAAUUAUAACAUUAAACAAUUAACAUUAAAUUAAAACAUAAAAAUAUAAUAUAAAUGUUAAGAUAAAUUUGAAAAUGAAAAAUAAAAUUAAUUAAAAGCAUUUAAAAUUACGAAUUGAUAUUUUACAUGUCAAAGUAUGAAUAACAUUUUUUUUAUUUCUUGUUUUUCAUAUGGUAGAGUAUAUUAGCAAUUUAAUAUCACAUUUUUAUUACAGAAAUUAUUUUUCUCUGUAUUAAUUGUAAUAAUUAUACAAAUAAUAGAUUUAGAAUCCAAUUUGAAUUAUCGUCAAUGCAAUAAAUUGCAAUUAUAAGCACCGGAAUGGAUAACUGUUAGUACAUUAAAAAUAAAGAAAUAAGUAAAAUUUUUAUUGAAUUUCCUUGUUUUGUUUUUGAAAAUUAGUCUUAAAUUGGGUGAAAAUUCUAGAAAUCUUGCUUAAAAUAUUAUUUUAUUUAAAUUUUAUCAAAAUCUGCUUUUGUUAGAGAAUAAUUCUUAUGUAGCACUUAUUUUCAAAAUUUUAUAUAAUUCAAAUAUCAUUAUUCAAUCGUAUUUGUAUGUGCAUCUUGUAAUUUCAACUUCUAAAAUUUUAAGUUAAAUCUCGUCCCGUUCUAAAACCUUGAAGUAGUCGAAAUAAAGUCAAACCCAAAUUUUUUGAUUUAUGCAUGUAAUAUUCGUUGUUAAAAUUAAUUUAAUAAAAAAAACAUACA
This is a messenger RNA of Condylostylus longicornis, 3441 nucleotides long. RefSeq names its product protein CBFA2T1 (gene nvy). NCBI's taxonomy places the organism in Eukaryota, Metazoa, Arthropoda, Insecta, Diptera, Dolichopodidae. Gene Ontology annotation, cellular component: nucleus. Gene Ontology annotation, molecular function: transcription corepressor activity. The coding region runs from base 254 to 2551 and encodes 765 amino acids. The transcript has 9 exons. The record is from RefSeq and is a predicted model, not a curated record. Gene Ontology annotation, biological process: negative regulation of DNA-templated transcription; DNA-templated transcription.